AUGCUGCUGGACUGCAGAUGGAUUCUUUUGCCUGUGCUGGCACUUUUCGUGGAAGCGAGAGACGCACGAGCAUACCGUGGAGGCAAGGCUGAGUACAUGAAGGCGGACCGCAAGGGAGAGACCCAGUUUCAGCAUCAGAAAACCAUCGAUGGAGCUGUUCUCGGGUGCUUCGGAUACGUGGAUGGACAGGGAAAAAUGUUUGUCACUCAUUACUUGGCCGAUGUGGCCGGAUAUCGGAGCGUAAGCUUGUCUGCUCCAGAUAAGAUGACCCGGGAGCGCCUGAAGUUGUUGAGGAAUGGUGAAGAUGGACCAGCGGCAGAUCUAUUUCCGGUCGACUGUACGGAGGAAGGAGACGUGGGAAGAUUGCAAAAGAUGGCAGAUAAAAUAAAGAAAGAUUUCGAGAGUGACAAUGAUGAUGCGGAACCACAAAGGAAAUCUCCUUCCUACGACAAAAACGAAGAUCCGGCCAAUGCAACCAAGAGUGAUAAAGCGCCGGAAAAUAGCGAUGCAGCGAAUGAUAGCGAAAAGGCAAAAACAGCACCUUCAAACGAAAAACCCGUGGAAACUCCAAAUAAGAAGCAAAAUGUUCGACUGAUAAAUGUGAGGGAUCCGAGUUCGUUCCGAAAAUCGGCUAAGAAACCAACAGAAAGCUUGAAAUCACCGCCAAGAAAAUCUCCAACCCAAGCAUCUGGAGAAGAAGCUAAUUCCGAGCCGGGAAAAGAUUCUCAAUCGCCGAAAAAGCAAUACCCGAAGGCAUCGAAGGAACCGCAAUCUGCAAAGGGAUUGAAAAAACCAGAAAUCAAAAAUCAGAAUGCGUUAGUAGAACCAACCGUAGCCGCUAGGUCGCCUGUGGUUUCUGAGGAUGUGAAGCAUGAUGCAGCAGUAGGAACACCAGAAGAUACAUUGAAUAAACAACCAUAUGAUAGCAAACAAUCAUCGAAGUCAGGAAAGGAACCGAGCAAGGCAGAGCGACCUUCCAAGAAGAGAUCCGACAAGCCUGAAAGUAUGAACAAACAACCAAAGGAAGAUGAUAAGGCCUCAGACGAGCCUGAAGAUCAGCAAGACGAUUCAAGUAACGAAAAACCUGAAGACGACGACGCAUCCAAUGAACCGAAGCAAUCACCGAAGUCAGGAAACGAACCAAGCAAGGGGACGAAGCCCGAGCCCAAGAAGGGAUCUGACAAGCCUGCAAGUAAGAACAAACAGCCCAAGGAAGAUGAUAAGGCCUCAGGCGAGCCUGAAGAUCAGCAAGACGAUUCAAGCGACGAAAAACCUGAAGACGAACUAGACGACGCAUCUAAUGAACCGAAGCAAUCACCGAAGUCAGGAAAGCAACCUAGCAAGGGGUCGAAGCCUGAGCCCAAGAAGGGAUCUGACAAGCCUGCAAGUAAGAACAAACAGCCCAAGGAAGAUGAUAAGGCCUCAGGCGAGCCUGAAGAUCAGCAAGACGAUUCAAGCGACGAAAAACCUGAAGACGAACUAGACGACGCAUCUAAUGAACCGAAGCAAUCACCGAAGUCAGGAAAGGAACCGAUCAAGGGGACGAAGCCUGAGCCCAAGAAGGGAUCUGACAAGCCUGAAAGUAAGAACAAACAGCCCAAGGAAGAUGAUAAGGCCUCAGGCGAGCCUGAAGAUCAGCAAGACGAUUCAAGCGACGAAAAACCUGAAGACGAGCUAGACGACGCAUCCAAUGAACCGAAGCAAUCACCGAAGUCAGGAAAGCAACCGAGCAAGGGGACGAAGCCUGAGCCCAAGAAGGGAUCUGACAAGCCUGCAAGUAAGAACAAACAACCCAAGGAAGAUGAUAAGGCCUCAGGCGAGCCUGAAGAUCAGCAAGACGAUUCAAGCGACGAAAAACCCGAAGACGAAUUAGACGACGCAUCCAAUGAACCGAAGCAAUCACCGAAGUCAGGAAACGAACCAAGCAAGGGGACGAAGCCCGAGCCCAAGAAGGGAUCUGACAAGCCUGCAAGUAAGAACAAACAGCCCAAGGAAGAUGAUAAGGCCUCAGACGAGCCUGAAGAUGAGCAAGACGAUUCAAGCGACGAAAAACCUGAAGACGAACUAGACGACGCAUCUAAUGAACCGAAGCAAUCACCGAAGUCAGGAAAGCAACCAAGCAAGGGGUCGAAGCCUGAGCCCAAGAAGGGAUCUGACAAGCCUGCAAGUAAGAACAAACAGCCCAAGGAAGAUGAUAAGGCCUCAGGCGAGCCUGAAGAUCAGCAAGACGAUUCAAGCGACGAAAAACCCGAGGGCGAAUCAGACGACGCAUCCGAUGAACCGAAGCAAUCACCGAAGUCAGGAAACGAACCAAGCAAGGGGACGAAGCCCGAGCCCAAGAAGGGAUCUGACAAGCCUGCAAGUAAGAACAAACAGCCCAAGGAAGAUGAUAAGGCCUCAGACGAGCCUGAAGAUCAGCAAGACGAUUCAAGCGACGAAAAACCCGAGGGCGAAUCAGACGAUGCAUCCGAUGAACCGAAGCAAUCACCGAAGUCAGGAAACGAACCAAGCAAGGGGACGAAGCCCGAGCCCAAGAAGGGAUCUGACAAGCCUGCAAGUAAGAACAAACAGCCCAAGGAAGAUGAUAAGGCCUCAGACGAGCCUGAAGAUCAGCAAGACGAUUCAAGCGACGAAAAACCUGAAGACGAGCUAGACGACGCAUCCAAUGAACCGAAGCUAUCACCGAAGUCAGGAAAGGAACCAAGCAAGGAGUCGAAGCCCGAGCCCAAGAAGGGAUCUGACAAGCCUGCAAGUAAGAACAAACAGCCCAAGGAAGAUGAUAAGGCCUCAGACGUGCCUGAAGAUCAGCAAGACGAUUCAAGCGACGAAAAACCUGAAGACGAACUAGACGACGCAUCCAAUGAACCGAAGCAAUCACCGAAGUCAGGAAAGGAAACAAGCAAAGGGUCGAAGCCUGAGCCCAAGAAGGGAUCUGACAAGCCUGCAAGUAAGAAUAAACAGCCCAAGGAAGAUGAUAAGGCCUCAGACGAGCCUGAAGAUCAGCAAGACGAUUCAAGCGACGAAAAACCUGAAGACGAACUAGACGACGCAUCUAAUGAACCGAAGCAAUCACCGAAGUCAGGAAACGAACCAAGCAAGGGGACGAAGCCCGAGCCCAAGAAGGGAUCUGACAAGCCUGCAAGUAAGAACAAACAGCCCAAGGAAGAUGAUAAGGCCUCAGGCGAGCCUGAAGAUCAGCAAGACGAUUCAAGCGACGAAAAACCCGAGGGCGAAUCAGACGACGCAUCCGAUGAACCGAAGCAAUCACCGAAGUCAGGAAACGAACCAAGCAAGGGGAUGAAGCCUGAGCCCAAGAAGGGAUCUGACAAGCCUGCAAGUAAGAACAAACAGCCCAAGGAAGAUGAUAAGGCCUCAGGCGAGCCUGAAGAUCAGCAAGACGAUUCAAGCGACGAAAAACCCGAGGGCGAAUCAGACGACGCAUCCAAUGAACCGAAGCAAUCACCGAAGUCAGGAAACGAACCAAGCAAGGGGACGAAGCCCGAGCCCAAGAAGGGAUCUGACAAGCCUGCAAGUAAGAACAAACAGCCCAAGGAAGAUGAUAAGGCCUCAGACGUGCCUGAAGAUCAGCAAGACGAUUCAAGCGACGAAAAACCUGAAGACGAGCUAGACGACGCAUCCAAUGAACCGAAGCUAUCACCGAAGUCAGGAAAGGAACCGAGCAAGGAGUCGAAGCCUGAGCCCAAGAAAGGAUCUGACAAGCCUGAAAGUAAGAACAAACAACCCAACGAUAAAAACCCUGCAGGACCUUCUGCUAGACUCGAUUCCGCUGGAGCAGCGCUUGCUGAUCUUUAUCCUACGCCACCGUUUGAAGCAGAGGACCCCUUAUCAACGGGUCUCGGUAAACCCAGCGACUCGAAUGAUGUGUUGGCUGCGAUCAGCAGGGUGCUACCAGUAAUUCGAGAUCUUAAUGCAUUGCCAUUGCCUGCUGGUGGAUUUGUUGAUAAACCACCAUCCGUUCCUAAGUCGCCGGCACCAUCUACCAAAGACGCUGAUGUGUACGAUGAGGUAGAUGACGAAGAAGACACGGACGCGGUUGAUGCAGGAACGGCAGAGAAGCAGCAGCAAAGCGAACCGGAAACACCUAGCCAAUCAGCUCCAAAGCCGUCGGAUCCGGGCAGUUGUAUCGAAAUCAUAUUGAAGGUACCUACCGACGCAAGGCAUGUAAUUGUGAGAGCAGAAAAUCCAAAGUUUAAGUCCCAGGAUGGAUCACCGCUGGACCAGCUGGUAAACAAGAUUGCUCCCGGAGUUUACGAUGUGCAGUUGGCCAAGUUUGAUAAGGUGGUGUUUGAAAAAUACGAUAAAUCACCAACCGAAGAGGAACCGCCAGCACCCAGCAAUCUUGGAAAGGCAUUCAACUACGAUGAGCUUGUGCCGAAACCGAGGAAUGCCGGGUCUGCUAAACGGGUACCGGAAGACAGUGUAAAUGCGUACCUGCCGAAGGCCGACAACGUGCAACCUCGUUUGGGCGUUACUGAUGAAAAGAAUGAAAAAUCGGCUAGAGAUGAAAGUGGACCAGCAAAGCAGCGUCGCAUUCCGGACAGAUUCCUAGCAAUGGGACGUCGAGGUUAA
Anopheles maculipalpis is the source of this 4590-nucleotide messenger RNA. RefSeq names its product nucleolar protein dao-5-like. Bases 1 to 4590 code for a protein of 1529 amino acids. The transcript has 4 exons. The record is from RefSeq and is a predicted model, not a curated record. Lineage: Eukaryota; Metazoa; Arthropoda; Insecta; Diptera; Culicidae.